Molecule: messenger RNA, 1152 nt
Organism: Trichoderma citrinoviride
Lineage: Eukaryota; Fungi; Ascomycota; Sordariomycetes; Hypocreales; Hypocreaceae
Product: chalcone isomerase
Exons: 1
Coding region: 1-1152 (383 amino acids)
Molecular function (GO): intramolecular lyase activity
Source: RefSeq, a predicted model, not a curated record
AUGCUCCGUCCAACGAACCUCCGGCCGGUGCUCCGGUCCGCCCCCCGCUGCCAGCAGUGCCUCCGUCGAAGCCUCUACUCCGGCAAAGGCUCCUCGCGCGUGUCCCAGGACCUGGAUCUCAACAAGCUUAACUCGCAACGCCGCGACUACGAGCGCCAUCGCACCAUCUUCCUCGCUGCAGGAGCCACGGCCGGCCUCAUCUCGUUCAUCUACACGGCGUGGAAGCUGAAACAGGCUCUGGCGGAGCAGGCCGAGAAGCAAAAGGGCAAGGCGGCCGUGAAGUGCGACGCACCGCCAAUCCCAGAAGAGACGUUCAAGACAGAAGCGGGAGAGAAGAGGAAAGUCGUGGUACACGACGAGGAGGGGCGAGCCAUUGUUCCCACGGGGAAUAGCGUGGUGCCAGCGUUCCCGAGGAAUAUCGAAGUCAAGCUGCCGUCUGCGGAGGGGGACAACUCGAUCGCGGCGACCAUCUCGGACAAGCAGGGAAAUGAGUACACGCUUGUGGGCUUGGGCGUGCGGACGGUGACGUUUAUCGGCAUCCAGGUGUACAUGGUGGGCUUUUACGUGGCUACGCAGGACAUUGCGAAGCUGCAGCACUAUCUGAUCAAGAAGAUCAACCCUACCGCCACGACGCUGAUUCCUUCUGAAAAGGAUGCGCUGCGCAAGGCUCUUAGGGAUGCGACCGAGGGCGAGGAGACGUGGGAUGCUCUGCUGAGGGACUCGGACUGCCGCAGCGUGUUGCGCAUUGUUCCCGUGCGGGACACCGACUUCCACCACCUGCGCGACGGCUUCGUCCGGUCCAUUGCCGCGCGGUCGCAGCGCAACCCGGCGUACAAUGACGACACUUUUGGCGCCGCCAUGAGGGACUUCAAGGCGCUCUUCAACCGCGGCUCCGUGCCGAAGAAACAGGAGCUGCUGCUGUGUCGAGACGGAAAGGGCGCGCUGACCGUCCUGUUCAACUCGGGCAAAGGCAAGGACUCUAGGGUGGAGCUCCUGGGCACGGUCGAGGACGAGAGGCUAUCGCGGCUGCUGUGGCUCAACUAUCUGGCCGGCAGCAAGGUGGCCUCGGAGCCGGCGCGGGAGAGCAUCAUUGAGGGCGUCAUGGAAUUUGUGGAGAGGCCGGUGGGAACGGUUGCUUCGCAAGUCGUAUAG